Molecule: messenger RNA, 1760 nt
Organism: Octopus sinensis (East Asian common octopus)
Lineage: Eukaryota; Metazoa; Mollusca; Cephalopoda; Octopoda; Octopodidae
Product: elongation factor 1-alpha
Exons: 6
Coding region: 138-1529 (463 amino acids)
Biological process (GO): translation; translational elongation
Molecular function (GO): GTP binding; translation elongation factor activity; GTPase activity
Source: RefSeq, a predicted model, not a curated record
AUUAUGGGAAGGAAAGUUAUGACGUCAAUUCCACGUUCCUCCCCCUUGUGGUAUAUAUAUCACGUGAUCUCCAUACUCAGCCCUUUUCACUGCAAUCGGCUCUCAGAGUUUCAUCUGUUCACUUCUAAAGCGCAAUCAUGCCUAAGGAAAAGACACAUAUUAACAUCGUUGUCAUUGGACACGUAGAUUCCGGAAAAUCCACUACCACUGGUCAUUUAAUUUACAAAUGUGGCGGUAUCGACAAAAGAGUAAUCGAAAAGUUCGAGAAAGAGGCGCAGGAGAUGGGAAAAGGUUCUUUCAAAUAUGCCUGGGUGUUGGAUAAACUAAAGGCCGAGAGAGAACGUGGUAUUACCAUUGAUAUUGCUCUCUGGAAAUUUGAAACCGACAAGUACUGUAUUACCAUCAUCGAUGCGCCGGGCCACAGAGAUUUCAUUAAAAACAUGAUCACCGGUACCUCGCAGGCUGACUGUGCUGUGCUGGUUGUUGCUGCGGGUAAAGGUGAAUUCGAAACCGGUAUCUCCAAAAACGGUCAGACACGUGAACAUGCUUUACUGGCUUACACUCUUGGUGUGAAGCAGUUGAUUGUUGCCGUCAAUAAAAUGGAUACCCAUGAGUAUGACAAGAGUCGUUUUCUCGAAAUCGUGAAGGAAGUAUCCAAUUACAUCAAAAAGAUCGGCUACAACCCUAAAGCUGUGGCAUUUGUGCCUGUGUCAGGCUGGCAUGGUGAUAACAUGAUGGAAAAAAGUACCAACAUGCCUUGGUACGAAGGCUGGGAAAUUGAGAGGAAAGAGGGUAACUGCAAGGGCAAUACCCUCUUCAAUGCCUUGGAUUCUAUUAUUCCGCCGCAGAGACCAACGGAGAGACCAUUGAGAUUGCCCCUGCAGGAUGUCUACAAGAUAGGUGGUAUUGGUACCGUCCCUGUUGGCAGAGUCGAGACCGGUGUCUUGAAGCCUGGUACCGUCGUGACAUUUGCACCUGCCAUGGUAUCCACUGAGGUGAAGUCUGUAGAGAUGCACCACGAGUCACUUCCAGAAGCUAACCCAGGAGACAACGUUGGUUUUAACGUUAAGAACGUAUCUGUAAAGGAUCUUCGUCGUGGGUAUGUGGCUGGUGACAGCAAGAACGACCCUCCUAAGGAAACGAAGUGCUUUGAUGCCCAGGUUAUUGUCAUUAACCACCCUGGACAAAUUGGAGCUGGAUACAGUCCAGUAUUGGAUUGUCACACUGCACAUAUUGCUUGCAAAUUUACUGAGCUUAAGGAGAAAAUUGACAGACGUUCUGGUAAAAAGUUGGAAGAUUCGCCAAAAGCCAUCAAAAGUGGUGAUGCAGCUAUUGUAACACUUACGCCAACUAAACCUAUGUGUGUGGAGACCUUCAAUGAAUUCCCACCUCUAGGAAGAUUUGCUGUCCGUGAUAUGAGGCAAACUGUUGCUGUUGGUGUUAUUAAAAGUGUUGAACAUGCUGAUACAACAAGUAAAGUCACCAAGUCUGCUAUGAAAGUCAACAAAGCUUCUGACAAAAAGAAGUGAAGUUUAGCUAAUCUUAGCUAUGUUUUUCAGGGGAGGGAAAGUAUAUCAGCUCUGUUUCUUAAUGUAUUUCUCAAUUUAAGAGAUAACCUCCUGCAGCUUUUGCUUUCAUGGCCUAUAUGGUUGCUUAGGUCUAAAUUACAUCGUAAGGAAUUCAGGCGGAAAGACUGGAUUUUCUAUGGAUUCAAAUCUGUUGUGUAAGUGGAUUCUGAAAUAAAAAACCAUUUCAAUCUA